Molecule: messenger RNA, 276 nt
Organism: Trametes versicolor FP-101664 SS1
Lineage: Eukaryota; Fungi; Basidiomycota; Agaricomycetes; Polyporales; Polyporaceae
Product: HAT dimerization
Exons: 2
Molecular function (GO): protein dimerization activity
Source: RefSeq, a predicted model, not a curated record
GUCAGCGAUGAGCUCACUAGGUAUCUAAGUACAGACCCCGAACGUGUGAAGGACGCGCUCGAGUGGUGGAAUGAUCGACGCGCGUCCUUCCCCAACCUCUCGCGAAUGGCCCUGGACUACCUCAGUAUCCCAGCUACGUCCGUCGAUCCCGAGCGAACGUUCAGCCGCGGUCGCCUUGCUCUACCGCACACCCGCAACCGACUCAGCCCUCAAAGCACGCGCGCACUGAUGUGCGUAGGCAACUGGAGUCUCGCCGGUUUCAUUCACCAGUCGGAC